AUGCUAAAACAACCGUUGAAAGAAAACGUCCCCCCCGUUAAAGUGCUGUCCGGGCAGCUGAGGACCGCAGAGAGCCAGGGGACAGCUGGCAGCGGGGACGCUUUGUUUCAGACCGGGCAGGGGUCGACUCUGCCGGUCUCACUGGUGUGGAUGCAGGGAACUGUGCUGGAGGUGCAGCUGGACCGAAACACCGUGCUGCUGUUGGAUGAGACGGGGACGUUUGCUGUUCAGGGCGUUAACAACAUCCCUAAGGGGAAGCCAUGUUUGUCCCAAGGCAAGUAUGUCAUGGUGAUGGGUGUCAUCCAGGCCAUCUCCCCGGAGCCAGUCAUCCGUGCAGUGAAGAUGGCAGACCUCUCGGAGCUCGCCGCGAUUCACAGAAGGAUGUGGAGGCUGGAGGUGGAGGACCUGCAGCAGGUGCUGGCCUGAAUGCGGAGCUGCUGGUGGAAGGACGGUCUGCCCCUGUCGCCCCCUGUGUUCAGCUGGGUGUGGGGUAUGUGAGCUUCGCUUAGUUGGCCAUUUCUCCAGCACUGGCCACAGACAAACAUCAUCUUCAGAUUUGGAGGCCCAAACCUCCUCUGUGCACUGGAAAGCUGCUGAUGAGAUUUGAAGAAUGGAUUAAAAUCUCCGUCGUCAACGCAGAUUUGACA
This is a messenger RNA of Lates calcarifer (barramundi perch), 647 nucleotides long. It is a transcript of the gene rmi2, whose product is annotated as RecQ mediated genome instability 2. Gene Ontology annotation, cellular component: cytosol; nuclear speck. The record is from RefSeq and is a predicted model, not a curated record. Gene Ontology annotation, biological process: DNA repair; negative regulation of double-strand break repair via homologous recombination; maintenance of rDNA. NCBI's taxonomy places the organism in Eukaryota, Metazoa, Chordata, Actinopteri, Centropomidae.